Neurospora hispaniola is the source of this 792-nucleotide messenger RNA. RefSeq lists its product as uncharacterized. The transcript has a single exon. The record is from RefSeq and is a predicted model, not a curated record. The coding region runs from base 103 to 444 and encodes 113 amino acids. NCBI's taxonomy places the organism in Eukaryota, Fungi, Ascomycota, Sordariomycetes, Sordariales, Sordariaceae.
UGUAGGUAUCGUAGCUAACCUUCAUGACUUCUCUCGCAAUUAUCACAUUGGAAAUCCGCUGGAUCUUGUCAUCUCGCUCUAUUCCCCCUGUCCUGACCUCUCAUGUUCGGUUCCCUCUUCCUUUUCGUCGUAUACACCACGGUCAUUUCCAACUUCCACCACGACACCGGCUGCCAUGUCGACCUCCAAUGGUCCACUAAUUUAAACCAUAUCUACCCUGGAGCACGUGAACUGCUCGACACCAUCAGUGCUCGACAUCGGUCUCUUUCAACGACGCUCCCGACACAGCGACUCUUGAUCCAUCAUGUUCAGAAAAACUCAAACAUGGUCAACGUAUUGCAUCAUGAACCUCGAAAUCACGCCUUUGCCGCUUUGACGCCCAACCUUUUUCUUGGACGGCUGGUGCGGCACACAUGUGUGUUAUGGCAUGCCUGCCACCGAUAAGAUCCAAGGCAAGCGGGCUUCCAUCGCAAAGGCAGGCCCCGGAUACAUGUAAUGGAACUCUCUUUAUCUUUCAGCUUCAGUUGUCUCUAUCCGCUCCGAUAUUGCACCAAAAAAAAUCCGCGACAAGCGCGACACCAGGCAAUGGUUGGUUGUUCAUGGUGCGUGCGUGCACUCGUGUCAGUUACACAGAAGGAGGGUUGCCCGACACCUGGCUUUGGCUGGUCACUUCAAAACAUGGCAGCUCAAACUUAUCUACACCACUUACUAUUUUUUUUCUUCUCCAGCCUCUUAGAGCGGUGCACCAUUACAGGUCACAUGGGACUCGAAUGUCUUUUUUUUUUUUUUUUU